Molecule: messenger RNA, 2380 nt
Organism: Pseudoliparis swirei
Lineage: Eukaryota; Metazoa; Chordata; Actinopteri; Perciformes; Liparidae
Gene: vamp8
Product: vesicle-associated membrane protein 8 (endobrevin)
Exons: 3
Coding region: 193-558 (121 amino acids)
Biological process (GO): vesicle fusion; SNARE complex assembly; vesicle-mediated transport
Cellular component (GO): SNARE complex; plasma membrane
Molecular function (GO): SNAP receptor activity; syntaxin binding
Source: RefSeq, a predicted model, not a curated record
AGGAAUUCCGUUUGAAGGAAAAUAAAUCAACAACCAGGAAGUUAAACAGAGGAGGAAACGUAUCCGCUGUGUUGGAACAGCUAAACUCUCAAGAUAUCUAAAUACUUUUAAAGUUGUUGUUUUUUUAGACAGCCUGAAGUGAAAGAAAGUCGAGCCGCCGGGUUGUGGUCCGAGGGAAGAGUCUCCAACAAGAUGGACUUUGAUCCGGAGCGAGGAGACGAGGCGGAAGAGCCAAAGGGCAAGGUGCAGACCUUGAAGGACCAGGUGGAUGGAGUGAAAAACAUCAUGACUCAGAACGUGGACCGGAUCCUGGCCCGAGGAGAGAGACUGGAUGACCUCAUGGGCAAGUCGGAAGACCUGCAAGCAGGGGCUCAGCACUUCAAGCAGACGUCUCAGAAAGUGGCUCGCAGCUACUGGUGGAAGAACGUGAAGCUGGUGGUGAUCAUCGUGGUGGUCGUCCUCAUCGUCAUCCUCAUCAUCAUCCUGCUGGCCACCGGAGUCAUCCCCGUCGGUGCCACCGUGCCUCCUCUAGUCAAUCCCACCCCCAAGCAGCCAUAAACACCAAAAUAAUGUAAAUACAAUCAACAAACACAUUGUUAUUGCACUGUAUGCAAAGUAAUAUAUAGACUGGAGCAAAUAACUGCUGUCUGGUGACAUCUUUUCUUCUUCCGCGUUAGUUUCUACUGGUUACUUUCGUGCUUUUAGUGGAAUUCAAGGACUUUAAUGGCACAUAGUUUUUGAAACUCUUAAAAGCACCAUUCCAGCGUAGCCAUUCAUGAAUUUGUGGGAAAUGGAACAAGAUCCGAGGCCCGACGGCAGCGACAAGCCCAGUCCCUGUUCUCCGAGGACGCCACGCAGCAGCUCCUCUUUGUUGAACCGCUUCACCACCAACGGUUAUCGCGUCGGUGGUGAACGGUCAAAGAGAGAGUCCCUUUUUUAAUGUGUGUUACCUUAAUGUGUGCGAGAGGAAAUGAUGAAAGUGGAUUUCUCAAGUCUCUUACGAGACAUUAUUUUGGCCUUGAUCGUUCUCACUUCUGCACCUUUUGUUACAAGGGGCCGUUUGUAUCGUAUGAAAGAUGAAGUUUCUAAUGGAAAUCCGGCAAUGCGUUGUUGCUUUUUUUGCCGUUUAAUUUGAAACAAUUUUAGGUCACUCUAUAUUUUGAUAAAACGCUGAAUUGUGUGUUGGAUAUGUCGGUCACCAUUUGUGGGCUUACUUUUCAAAGUGCUUCCAAUCUCUUUGUAGUCAGAAAAUCUAGAAAAAGUAAUUAUCCAGAGAAAUUAUUUUAAAAAUGUAUACACUUGGUACUUCAUGCUUCGCGUUUGUAACGGCACACAGUCAAAGUUUAUACUCCGGAGUCCAGGAGUGCAUCUUUAAAUGUUCAUCGGAGUUAAAGCAGCCGAUGACGGGAUCUGAAGUUUGAAAUCGACACAGCGUUUUGCAGUUCUGAGUGUUUCUACUCGACGUGUGUGUGGUCCUUUUAGGAGGGAAGCUCACACAACGUUGUAGAUGUGUACUCUGCAGUAUUUGUCUCUUUUUUUGAUGUUUCCUAAUGGCGCUUUAACUCAUGAAAUAUUGCAGUUUUAAGUGCGUGACCUUUUGUACUUUGAUAAACUUCUGUUCCCACGCUUCUAGUUUUUGGUUCCUCCAGCCAACCAGCUGAGAGAGCGAUCAUUUACAGCUCCUCCAUGGCGCCCCCUGCUGAGUUCAUGUCAACCAGUAGACCCCCGCACUCAGAAUACAAGUCUCACCUGCUGUUACAGUACCAGUUUAGCUUCACAGAGGUCAGAAUGAGACCCAAUAUGAAGUGUAAAUAGUCGAGAUGCUCUCACCAUUCUGUAUAUUUGCAUCAGCUUUUGACUAAUGUGUUAACUGUUCUUCUAGAGGCUAUUUAUUUAAUACUUUACCUUCUAUUUUUUUUUUUUUUAUCAAAAAUGAACCAAUGAAGGCUGCAUGUGAUUUCUAUUCAAACAGUUAAUUCAGAAUGAUUGAUCAUAACAUGCUACAGUUUAAUUAAUCUGCUGUUAAUCCUUUUCUAGAAGUAAGUAUAACAAUGAGGCUCUGUGUUGUGUUUUUAAUGUGGCUCUGGGGUGUAGCAUCCCUAAUGCUCUUUCAUACACUCAUUCUAAACCUCUUAAUGCUGCGUGUGUGUGUGUACCAACACGAUCACGUUGCUGUUCAUUGCUGCAGCCGGUCUUCAACUAGUUGUCAUUUGGAAAUCAACAUGUUCCCAAACGGAUGAAAUAUCAAAAUCCUGCUCUGUUGACCUGUGAUGUUUGUGAAUGUUUUGGUUAACAGAAUUAUCAGUGGCCUCAUUCUGAUGUUUUGUGGCAUUUAAUGGUUUUAAUGGUCGGAUAUGAAAUAAAUACUAUUUUCUCUCAA